AUGGCGCUGACGCCCCGGAGGGGGCCCUCGGCGGGGCUUGUCCGGCCCGAGCUCUGGCUGCUGCUGUGGGCAGCCGCCUGGCGCCUAGGUGCCACCGCGUGCCCCGCCCUCUGCACCUGCACCGGCACCACGGUGGACUGCCACGGCACGGGGCUGCAGGCCAUCCCGAAGAACAUCCCACGGAACACGGAGCGCCUGGAACUCAAUGGGAACAAUAUCACUCGGAUCCACAAAAACGACUUCGCGGGGCUCAAGCAGCUUCGGGUGCUGCAGCUGAUGGAGAACCAGAUUGGAGUGGUGGAGCGGGGGGCUUUUGACGACAUGAAGGAGCUGGAGCGGUUACGACUGAACCGGAACCAGCUGCACAUGUUACCAGAACUGCUGUUCCAGAAUAACCAGGCUCUGUCGAGGCUGGACCUGAGUGAGAACACAAUCCAGGCCAUCCCCAGAAAAGCUUUUCGUGGAGCUACAGACCUCAAAAAUUUACAGCUGGACAAGAACCAGAUCAGCUGCAUCGAGGAAGGGGCCUUCCGGGCUCUGCGGGGGCUGGAGGUGCUGACCCUGAACAACAACAACAUCACCACCAUCCCCGUGUCCAGCUUCAACCACAUGCCCAAGCUGCGGACCUUCCGCCUGCACUCCAAUCACCUGUUCUGCGACUGUCACCUGGCCUGGCUCUCACAGUGGCUCAGGCAGAGGCCAACCAUCGGGCUCUUCACCCAGUGCUCGGGCCCCGCCAGCCUGCGUGGCCUCAAUGUGGCCGAGGUCCAGAAGAGUGAGUUCAGCUGCUCAGGCCAAGGGGAGGCGGGCCGCGUGCCUUCCUGCACCCUCUCCUCCGGCUCCUGCCCCGCCAUGUGCACCUGCAGCAAUGGCAUUGUGGACUGUCGUGGCAAAGGCCUCACGGCCAUCCCUGCCAACCUGCCUGACACCAUGACGGAGAUCCGCCUGGAGCUCAAUGGGAUCAAGUCCAUCCCCCCAGGAGCCUUCUCUCCCUACAGAAAGCUGCGGAGGAUAGACCUGAGCAACAACCAGAUCGCAGAGAUCGCGCCUGACGCCUUCCAGGGCCUCCGCUCCCUGAACUCGCUGGUCCUGUAUGGGAACAAGAUCACAGACCUCCCCCGGGGUGUGUUUGGAGGCCUGUACACCCUACAGCUCCUGCUCUUGAACGCCAACAAGAUCAACUGUGUCCGGCCCGAUGCCUUCCAGGAUCUGCAGAACCUCUCACUUCUCUCCCUGUAUGACAACAAGAUCCAGAGCCUCGCCAAGGGCACCUUCACCUCCCUGCGGGCCAUCCAGACCCUGCAUCUGGCACAGAACCCUUUCAUCUGUGACUGUAACCUCAAGUGGCUGGCAGACUUCCUGCGCACCAACCCCAUCGAGACGAGCGGGGCCCGCUGCGCCAGCCCCCGGCGCCUCGCCAACAAGCGCAUCGGGCAGAUCAAGAGCAAGAAGUUCCGCUGCUCAGCCAAAGAGCAGUACUUCAUUCCAGGCACGGAGGACUACCAGCUGAACAGCGAGUGCAACAGCGACGCCAUCUGUCCGCCCAAGUGCCGCUGUGAGGCCAGCCUGGCGGAGUGCUCCAGCCUGAAGCUCACCAAGAUCCCCGAGCGCAUCCCCCAGUCCACGGCCGAGCUACGAUUAAACAACAAUGAGAUUUCCAUCCUGGAGGCCACUGGGAUAUUUAAAAAACUCACUCAUCUGAAGAAGAUCAAUCUGAGCAACAACAAGGUGUCAGAAAUCGAAGAUGGGGCCUUCGAGGGCGCAGCCUCUGUGAGCGAGCUGCACCUGACUGCCAACCAGCUGGAGUCCAUCCGGAGCGGCAUGUUCCGAGGCCUGGACAGCUUGAGGACCCUGAUGCUGAGGAACAACCGCAUCAGCUGCAUCCACAAUGACAGCUUCACGGGCCUGCGCAAUGUCCGCCUCCUCUCACUCUACGACAACCAGAUCGCUACCAUCUCCCCGGGGGCCUUCGACACCCUCCAGGCCCUCUCCACGCUAAACCUUCUGGCCAACCCUUUCAACUGCAACUGCCAGCUGGCCUGGCUGGGCGACUGGCUGCGGAGGAGGAAGAUCGUGACCGGGAACCCGCGGUGCCAGAACCCGGACUUCUUGCGGCAGAUCCCCCUGCAGGACGUGGCCUUCCCCGACUUCAGGUGUGAGGAAGGCCAGGAGGAGGGGGGCUGCCUGCCCCGCCCACAGUGCCCCCAGGAAUGUGCCUGUCUGGAUACCGUAGUCCGAUGCAGCAACAAGCACCUCCAGGUCCUGCCCAAAGGCAUCCCCAAGAACGUCACGGAACUCUACUUGGACGGGAACCAGUUCACACUGGUUCCAGGACAGCUGUCCACCUUCAAGUACCUGCAGCUUGUGGACUUGAGUAACAACAAGAUCAGUUCCUUAAGCAAUUCCUCCUUCACCAACAUGAGCCAGCUGACCACUCUGAUCCUCAGCUACAAUGCCCUCCAGUGCAUCCCUCCUCUCGCCUUCCAGGGCCUGCACUCCCUGCGCCUGCUGUCCCUGCAUGGCAAUGACAUCUCCACCCUCCCAGAGGGCAUCUUCACAGACGUGACCUCCCUGUCUCACCUGGCCAUCGGGGCCAACCCUCUGUACUGCGACUGCCGCCUCCGCUGGCUGUCUGGCUGGGUGAAGACCGGCUAUAAGGAACCGGGCAUUGCCCGCUGUGCGGGGCCCCCGGACAUGGAGGGCAAGCUGCUCCUCACCACGCCUGCCAAGAAGUUUGAAUGCCAAGGUCCCCCCGCCCUGGCUGUCCAGGCCAAGUGUGAUCCCUGCUUGUCCAGCCCGUGCCAGAACCAGGGCACCUGCCAUAAUGACCCCCUUGAGGUGUACAGGUGUGCCUGCUCCAGCGGCUACAAGGGCCGAAACUGCGAGGUGUCCCUGGACAGCUGUUCCAGCGGCCCCUGUGGCCACGGCGGGACCUGCCGCUCGCAGGAGGGCGAGAAUGCCGGGUUCAUGUGCUCCUGUCCCACCGGCUUUGAAGGACCAACCUGUGAGGUGAAUACGGACGACUGCGUGGAGCACCCCUGUGCCAACGGGGGUGUCUGUGUGGACGGCGUGGGCAACUAUAGCUGCCGGUGUCCCCUGCAGUACACGGGUAAGGCCUGUGAGCAGCUGGUGGACUUCUGCUCCCCGGAUUUGAACCCAUGUCAGCACGAGGCCCAGUGUGUGGGGACUCCAGACGGGCCCAGGUGUGAGUGUGCACCAGGUUACGCAGGUGACAACUGCAGCGAGAACCAGGAUGACUGCAGGGACCACCGCUGCCGGCACGGGGCCCAGUGUGUGGACGAAGUCAACAGCUACUCUUGCCUCUGUGCGGAGGGCUACAGCGGGCAGUUCUGUGAGGCUCCUCCCGCCCCCAGAAGCCCCUGCGAGGGGACUGAGUGCCAGAACGGGGCCAACUGCGUGGACCAGGGCAGUGGGCCUGUGUGCCAGUGCCUCCCAGGCUUCGGCGGCCCCGAGUGCGAGAAGCUGCUCAGUGUCAACUUUGUGGAUCGGGACACCUACCUGCAGUUCACCGACCUGCAGAACUGGCCCCGGGCCAACAUCACGCUGCAGGUCUCCACGGCGGAGGACAACGGGAUCUUGCUGUACAAUGGGGACAAUGACCACAUCGCAGUGGAGCUGUACCAGGGUCAUGUGCGUGUCAGCUACGACCCAGGCAGCUACCCCAGCUCUGCCAUCUACAGUGCUGAGACGAUCAACGAUGGGCAGUUCCAUACUGUUGAGCUGGUCACCUUUGACCAGAUGGUGAAUCUCUCCAUCGAUGGAGGCAGUCCCAUGACCAUGGACAAUUUUGGCAAACACUACACGCUAAACAGCGAGGCCCCCCUCUACGUGGGAGGGAUGCCAGUGGAUGUGAACUCAGCCGCCUUCCGCCUGUGGCAGAUCCUCAACGGCACCAGCUUCCAUGGUUGCAUCCGAAACCUAUACAUCAACAACGAGCUGCAGGACUUCACCAAGACUCGGAUGAAGCCGGGCGUGGUGCCAGGCUGUGAGCCCUGCCGAAAGCUCUACUGCCUCCACGGCAUCUGCCAGCCCAGGGCCGCUCCGGGGCCCGUGUGCCAUUGUGAGGCCGGCUGGGGGGGCCUGCACUGCGACCAACCAGCAGACGGCCCCUGCCAUGGCCACAAGUGUGUCCAUGGAAAAUGUGUGCCCCUCGACGCUCUUUCCUACAGCUGCCAGUGCCAGGAUGGGUACUCAGGGGCUCUGUGCAACCAGGCUGGGGCACCUGCAGACCCCUGUGGGGGCCUGCAGUGCCUGCAUGGCCACUGCCAGGCCUUGGCCACCAAGGGGGCACACUGUGUGUGUGACCCUGGCUUUUCGGGCGAGCUGUGUGAGCAAGAGUCCGAGUGCCGGGGCUCCCCUGUCCGGGACUUUCACCAGGUCCAGAGGGGCUAUGCCAUCUGCCAGACGACGCGCCCGCUGUCGUGGGUGGAGUGCCAGGGCUCAUGUCCAGGUCAGGGCUGCUGCCAGGGCCUGCGGCUGAAGCGGAGGAAGUUCACCUUUGAGUGCAGCGACGGGACCUCUUUUGCGGAGGAGGUGGAGAAGCCCACCAAGUGUGGCUGUGGCGUCUGCGCCUAG
Molecule: messenger RNA, 4596 nt
Organism: Neomonachus schauinslandi (Hawaiian monk seal)
Lineage: Eukaryota; Metazoa; Chordata; Mammalia; Carnivora; Phocidae
Gene: SLIT1
Product: slit guidance ligand 1
Exons: 37
Coding region: 1-4596 (1531 amino acids)
Biological process (GO): axon guidance; negative chemotaxis
Molecular function (GO): heparin binding; calcium ion binding; Roundabout binding
Source: RefSeq, a predicted model, not a curated record